GGAAGAUCGACGAGUUCCUUCUGGGCGGCGGGAUCCCGUGUUCUUUUUCUUCUACUGUCGUCUCUCCAACUUCUCCCAGCAACUUCAUCCUGUCCCCAAUUCACGGGCUCAAUGCAUUACGCUCGCUGUCUACAUGACAUACAAUUGCUUUUCGCCGUCUACGUCCCUACACGUUGUCUUUAAUGCGUCCCCCGUCUAAUCGGAGCCCUCGAGAAUUCGGAGCGCAAGAUGGCCCAGAGAUGGGCGCCUCUCGCGCGAUACCCAUUGACGCAAGCUAUUUACGAUAAUGCGGUAAAAGGUGCUAGAAAGGGAUAUCAGAUUCGAGCAGACAUCGUGAGUGAGACGUUGUGUGACCAAAUCCUCCAACGCUUGUCUCCGUUUCUCCAGAACCGCGCGCCCAUAGAUAUCCUGGACCUCUGGCCUGGUGCUGGCCUUUGGUCAUCCAAGGUCAACGACCUGAUAAAACCUCGGCGUCAUAUUCUCGUUGAGUCCAGCACCGUCCAGAGAUAUUAUGGCAAAUUUUUGAAGGAUCUUGAGGGCCAGAAGCCCUGCUAUCGCAUUUUAACCAUUGACCCCUGGCUGGAUCACGACUGGCCUCAGUUAUUCAAGGAAUAUCUCCCAGAGCAAGGGCAAUCGAAUCAGAGCAAUACGGGAAAGGCAUUAACUAAGAACGACACGUUGCUCGUCCUCGCAAGCCCAUUCUAUUUGGGAUCCAAGAAGUACCAUUACACAUCUGCGCGGUGGUGGGCGAGAUUUAUGAAGGCAUGUGCUCAGCAGAGCGAAUUUCAUACCUAUGGAAGCGUGCGCAUGCUUGCCUUUCUACCAGCGGCAGAAGCGGGAAUUAUUCUUCCACGGUCAAUUAAAGACCGGAAGGGGCCCGCCCUCCUAACCGAGGCCGUAACCUCGAACGCCUUCGAGGUUGCAUGUACCCACGAAUUUGGAGAAUGGGUGGCCUGGAAGGAGUGGGAUUUACUGGUCGACAACACCGCGCGGGUUGCUGAAAGGGCAGCGGAACGUGGUGUUGUCACUCCUCCAGGAAGGGAGGCCCCUGUUAUUCCAAUGGCUCCCCAAAGCCCUUCUCCUGGACGAAAAGCCAUCCCUUAUAUCCCCCACGCGAUGCACGGUCGCCUCUGCGAGGUCGCUGAAGAUCUCAAAACACUGAACCCUGGUUCCGGCAAAAAAGCCGAUUCUGCUUUAAAGAAGAAACUGAAACAAUCCAUUGAUUACUUGAAUUUUGAAAACCAGCGGACAUAUGAAGCCACGGAAGUUCUUAAGCAACAGGUUGAAGUUGACGAACUUGCCAAGUCACUAUCACGAGGUGCUGCAGAUCCAAAGGCAGACCUCGACGAACUGAAGGCUCUGGAUGCGAAGAUCGCUUCGAUGAGGUCUACUAUUCAUACCACGAUGCGUAACUUUCCAUAUAAAAUCUCGACGAAGGCUCAGAUGCUCAUAGACUCAAGACAAGCUGCUUUGCGCUCUGGCAGUUUCGACGAUGCAGUUCUCCUAUACGAUCGUCGGCCGUUCGAAGCAAUGCAGAUUGAUGAUGAGGAGAUCUUCCCCCGUGGACUGCCAACAUCCCUGAUCUAUUUUGAGGCGGACCUAGAUUCACCGAUAGUGCGACGACUUGAUAAACUCGACGCACCCCAAAGAACCGAACUGACCAGCUACCUGGACCUAAUUCUUCCCAGUUUAGUCAGUCGCACUGACAGAACCUUGGAGGAGCUCCUCCAACUCAUUUUCCCCAAUACACAGAUCAAUGAUAUCGUCAAGACAAUACCAAGCCUGUCCAAAUAUGCAGGCAAAAAACUCAAGCCCGACUUCGAGAAUUGCCCAAAGACACUACACCCCGACCACGAGGAUGUGGCAGCAGGCAAGGAACCGGACCCAGCAAUGUCCUUCCAGGAGAACAUUGACUAUGACUUCACUGAUUUCCGUGCCCGAGCUCUGCCAGUAAAUGUUCUGCUGGACAUUAUCAUCGAAUACCUGAAACUUCCUAACAAGCUCUCAGCUCUGGAGCUCACUCGACACCUCGGUGGCUCUGUGACAUCAGCCAUGGCGACUGGCGGUAUGUCAAUGAAGAAAUUACAUUGA
This is a messenger RNA of Monascus purpureus, 2091 nucleotides long. NCBI's taxonomy places the organism in Eukaryota, Fungi, Ascomycota, Eurotiomycetes, Eurotiales, Aspergillaceae. The record is from the annotation of a GenBank genome assembly.